AUUCGUCAUGGCGGACAGGAAGAGAUAAAUAUUUAUUUAUCUUAGAAAUUUUUUAUUGUCAUUUUCAUGGACUAAAAUAGAAGAUUUACAGACGUAAUUUUGUCAUAAGAAUCCGAUUAUUUCGAAUGAAUUAAUCGACAGAUAGUAAGCUUAUAUCGUCAGAUAUCGGUAGAAAAACUGGUUGAUUUCCAGCUGUAAGCUUAGGCCUACAAGUUUUUGGUGUACAGUAUCUAGAUACAAACCAUACAACAACAAUGAUGAAUAUGGAUGCCAUUACAUCUCUGCCAUCCAAUCAAUGUAUUAAGAUUUUUAUACAGAGAGAUUUCUCUGAAGGUACAGCUGUCAAAUUUCAAAAUAAAUUCCCACCAGAACUUAGAGGAAAGGUUGAAGAAUCACAGUUCCAGUCAACUAUUAACACGAUCAAUGAAAUCUAUGGGGAGGCAGAGAGCUUAUCGAUGAGAACAUAUUGUGAAAGUUGUUUUGCCUGUCUGACAGCCUACUUAGCUUAUCUCUGUAUGGAUACUUAUUAUGAAAAGUGUUUAAAGAAAGUUAAGAGAUAUAUAGAAGAUCAAAAUAAAACUAUUUAUGUACCACAUGGUAUUAUGUUGGUUGAUCCAGUAGAACGAGGCUUGAGAACUCUGGAGGUGUGUUUACUGAACGAAGCCAACCAUCGGUGAUCAGUCUUACAAACUCUCUGCUUUUUUAAAUAUUGUCAUUGUUGUCAUCAUAUUUUCAGCUUGGAUUCAUUUUCAUUUUAAUAUCCUUACUUCCAUUGGCCUGGAAGUUGUUCAACACAGUGUAGUGUAUCAAUCUUUUGAAUGACUGUGUCAAACAGAUAUGAAGCCAAUUUAAUAGUUGAAAUUGUGAAAUAUUAUCAAUCAGAGUUUAAAAAAUGAAGGUUUACAUCUUAUCUGGCAGGUAUUAGGCAAUUUUGUACAUUGAGAUAUCUGUGUGUUAGUCAUAUUGUUGACUGACUGAUUUGUCAAUUAUUCAGCUGAUCUGCUAAUUAUAGGAUAGGGAAUGAGAUAUUGAUAUAGAAGCAAUCGUCAGUGAAAUUGAUGUUAUAAAUCUCUGACAUAAGGAACAGUAUUUUACUUGGAUAACAACUUAGGCUCACAAUGAUCCUUUCUCCUCUUGGCAAUAAAUUUAUAAGGAUCAGGUGAUCAUUAGACUUGAUCUUUCCCUGAUUAAUUGAAACAAUUUGCUUAAAAGGAUUGUAAAGAGGUUUUCUAAAAUGUUGAUGUGUAUCAGAGACACUGGUAGCUUCAAUUUGUACCAUUCCAAUUUGCAAUC
Messenger RNA from Lottia gigantea (owl limpet), 1293 nucleotides. RefSeq lists its product as hypothetical. NCBI's taxonomy places the organism in Eukaryota, Metazoa, Mollusca, Gastropoda, Lottiidae. Gene Ontology annotation, cellular component: palmitoyltransferase complex. Gene Ontology annotation, biological process: peptidyl-L-cysteine S-palmitoylation; protein targeting to membrane. Bases 255 to 677 code for a protein of 140 amino acids. The record is from RefSeq and is a predicted model, not a curated record. The transcript is spliced from 5 exons.